Drosophila mauritiana is the source of this 1055-nucleotide messenger RNA. RefSeq names its product PH domain-containing protein DDB_G0275795. The record is from RefSeq and is a predicted model, not a curated record. NCBI's taxonomy places the organism in Eukaryota, Metazoa, Arthropoda, Insecta, Diptera, Drosophilidae. The coding region runs from base 146 to 790 and encodes 214 amino acids. The transcript has 2 exons.
AUUUUCUCAUUCAGUCUUAGAAAUUUCAACCGGCCAGACCGGACUCUAAAUCUUACCGUAAAAAAGUUAACUAAAAUUCAAAAUUUUACAAACAUAUGGUGAAAUAAGAUUUUGUAAACAAAAUCAUUUGUAUAUAUCUAGAAUCAUGCAGCGUUCGUCUUAUCCUCUACGCCACAUUGUGCGACCCAGCUUGACUGGGCUUUUAGGCGGCGGAUGGAUUGACCUCCGAAGGACUAUGGCCUCAGAUUCGUGGGGACGGGGUGACGGCAAUAGCGAUCCCAAUUCGUCAAAGGCUGGCGUUCCGCGUGCCAGUGCCACAUCGACGGUGAUGAGUAAUGCCAGCUCCUACUCGCGUGGCGCUAACACUGGUGCUUUCGAGCGACGCAUCAAUCGGGAGGAUAAUAUGUGGAGGGAUCAGAGCUAUAUCGAUACACAAUGGUUAAAUCCUCGCGAUCCCACUGCCUAUCGACCGAAUUUCCGUCCAACAGAGCCGACAUCGUUGCGCAAGCAGUUCAUGCGCUGUCCGGAUGAAAUAUCCCGUGAGGUGAUGGGUCGGGAUUGGGAGGAAACGGUCAGGACCUAUAAACGCAACGUCCGGAGCAGACGCAGUGUGGCGCAUACAGAGGAGCGGCAAUCUGCGGAUAACACACGUAAUCGCCAGCAACAUUUGCAAUUGCUGCACAUGCAACACCAACAAGAGCAGCAACAAAACCAACAGCAACAACAGAAGAAAAAUCAGCAGCAGUACAACCAUUGGGGCAGGAGUGUGGAUUCCCCCGAGGAUCAAUAAUUACGGCCCGAGAUCAAUAGACUUCAGCCUAAUUCCCCCAAUAUAUCACACUUAUAUAUAUAUAUAAUAUAUAUAUGUGUGUAUAUCCCAGUCAAGCAGAGUUGAACUCCUAACAGUGAUUCAUAUCUUAAUUCCGUCAGAGUUAACAUUUGUUAAGCUUGUUCAGAUGUUGAUAGCAAAAGUUGAAUGCUUGCACAACGAGAUUCUAUCAUGUAAAUCGAAUCACAUGAUCAAAGAUAUGAUUUUUGGAAAUAUAUAAAUCUUA